Messenger RNA from Zygotorulaspora mrakii, 3345 nucleotides. It is a transcript of the gene SWI4, whose product is annotated as SBF complex DNA-binding subunit SWI4. Gene Ontology annotation, cellular component: MBF transcription complex; SBF transcription complex. NCBI's taxonomy places the organism in Eukaryota, Fungi, Ascomycota, Saccharomycetes, Saccharomycetales, Saccharomycetaceae. The record is from RefSeq and is a predicted model, not a curated record. The transcript has a single exon. Gene Ontology annotation, molecular function: DNA binding; transcription regulator activity; protein binding. Bases 1 to 3345 code for a protein of 1114 amino acids.
AUGGCGUAUGGAACGGUGAUAAUGGACACCGGUGGCAAUAGAGCGGCUUUGGCGAGUAGCACUGGGGCCGCCGUCGGCGGCUCGGAUGACGUUGAUGGUUCUGGGAUUCGCGCAGGUGCCAUUGCCGGCAAUGGCGAGACGGGACUGCAAAUGGAAGAAAUCAUACCGGUUCCGAUCAUUGAAAUGGCUACGUACGCUGAAACGGAUGUGUUUGAGUGCUAUGUAAGAGGAUUUGAGUCGAGAAUCGUGAUGCGAAGAAAACAUGAUGACUGGAUCAACAUAACGCAAGUAUUCAAGAUUGCCAAAUUCUCCAAGACUCAGAGGACAAAGGUUCUGGAGAAGGAAUCCAGUGAUAUGGAGAACGAAAAAGUUCAAGGAGGCUAUGGCAGAUUUCAGGGGACAUGGAUUCCGCUUGAUAAAGCGAAGUAUAUGGUAAAUAAAUAUAACAUUAGGGAUCCCGUGGUCAAUAAAAUUCUAGAGUUUGAACUUGAUCCCAAUAACCCACCGGUGAAGAGAAGUAAAAAUAGCGUUUUGAAAAGGUCUUCUCCAAAUGGUAGAAUAAGCUCACCUUCAAGCUAUAAUAAAACUCCAAAGAAAAAAAAUCAAGCUAACUCGUCCUCUUUAUCAAGGAAAACAAAGAAAAAUUCAAUACAUUUACAGCCCAAUCCGAGCCCCUUACAUAACGUUGUUUUUCAAACCCCACAACAGGUGCAUACAAUUUCCGCCAAUAAUGCUACCACUAUCUCGGCAAUGAGUAAUAAUAAUGAAUCAAGUAAUGAGAAAGAAUUGAAUAUGUCACAAAUAAAUUCAAAUGAGACACCAUUAACAAUGAAUUAUUCGGCUACGCAAAAGCCAUUACAAUUUUAUCCAGUGCCAACGAAUCUAACACAUCCCCAAAAAUUAUCAAGAGAUAAACCGCAUUUAAUUAAUUUCAUACCAGACGGUCCAAAUCAGGGCGUUUUUGCUUCUCAGCAAUUACAAGCACAACGUAAAAGUGCUCUUUUGGAUAACGAUUCGAUGAGACAUGUAGGGAAAAAAAGAAAGAAAGGAAUUGAUAAUACUUCACUAGGCUUGCUGGAGAAUGGUAUCAACGAAAAUCAUAAUGAACAUUUGGAUAUUAGCUCCAAAAAUAAGAAAAAAAAUAAUCACAAUUAUAACGCUCUAAUGAAAGGAAAUUCGAUGGAGAAAAGUCACUAUAAGAUGAAAAAACAACAACAGACACCAUGGCAAAAUUUUCGUGGUGGUGCCAAUAAUAAUCCGCCUAUAAACUCCUCAUCGUAUCAAAACUAUGUACAUCGAAACAAUCAUUCCAAUACUUCAUCAUUAGAAAUGUUUUCAACCCAUGAAGAUCCAACGCCAAUGUCGUCCAGGUCCGCCUCACCAAACGAUUACAACGGAAUUCCAACAGCACCGGCUACUGCAAUUGAUAAUGGCGAGGGUAUUCAGAAUGGUGACCUUAAUGGUGAUAUGACACAAGAAGAUAAUAAUGUACUUACCUUGGAAGAGUAUAAGGAGCUAAUCUUACAGGUCUUAUCAUCCGAGGAUGGAUCGAGUAAAGAUUAUGCUCUACCACCACAAAUGUAUCAUCCGCCUCCGAAUCUGGAUAUUAAUUUUGAGAUAGAUGAUCAAGGUCACACCCCAUUACAUUGGGCUACCGCUAUGGCUAAUGUUCCGUUGAUAAAAUUGUUAAUUGCCUUAAAUGCAAAUGCGCUACAGUGUAAUUCAAGAGGUUUCAAUUGUAUCACUAAAUCAACCUUUUACAACAACUGCUUUAAGGCCGCUUCAUUCGGAGAAGUAUCUUCGGUUUUAAGGAUAUGUUUGAUUACACCUGAUUCUAAUGGCAGACUCCCAUUACACUAUUUGGUGGAAUUAAGUGUUAAUAAAUCUAAAGAUCCAGUUGUGAUAAAUUCUUACAUGGAUACAGUCAUUCAAAACUUAGGUCAAGAGGAUUACACCUUGUUGCGCAUGUGUUUGAAUUUUCAGGAUAAUGCAGGUAACACUGCAUUGCAUUUAGCUGCAUUAAAUAUGAAUUUGGAACUCUGCAAUAAAUUAUGCUACUUGGGAUCAUCAAUGGAUGUAACAAAUUAUGAUAACGAUACACCAGCAUCUAUUCUUGCGAAAUUCAAUCUAGUACCGCCUACUUCGGUUAAUUCGUUUUCUACCCCACAAUUUGUCAAAAAUCACAAAUCAAGCACUUCAACUUUCCUGGAAGCUCCAGUGGCUACAACUCCUGGUAUAUCGCUACCGCGUUCUCGAGAAAACUUGCGUUCUGAUAAAACUAAUAAAGUUUCUCGCAAUGCAGAUGACGACAAUGGCAAAAAUGAGAACAGAGAUGUAGAUAAGGAAAAUCGAGGCAACUUUGUUGGAGGAAAUAAUGAAUUUAUUCAAAAGGAUCAUGGCAUUCUGAGAUCAACACCAUAUAUUUCUUCAAAAAAGACUGCCUCAAGAAAUUUCUUAUCGGGAGGAGACACAACCACAUUUACUACUUUGAUGGAUGAUUUGUCAAAUAUAGAUUCGUUUGUCACAUCAUCUGUUUUGAAAGAUAUCAAAUCAACACCUUCGAAACCGCUGGAAGAUUCGCCAAUAUUAUUUAGGAAGAGAGAUGCUACAGCUACUGAGAGCAACACUAAUAACGAUGCUACUUUAAGUACUGUCUUAAAGAAACCAGUAGAUAUAUCUGGAUCUUUAGAUUCACCUCUUGCUGCUAUUGUUGCCACACCACUAGGAACAACUCAAAAUAGCAAGGCAAUAACAGGUGUUCUUUCGUCCGCCAAUAGAUUAAGGGAAAUCUCCAAUUCAUUAGUCAUUUCGAUAAAUUCAGAAAUUUCUAAACUGAAAACUGAAACCAGUGAUGUUGAAGUGGGUCUUGAUGGAGUGAAACAAAACCUAGAAAUAACACAAAACAGUGAAAAAGAACUGCUAAGUCAGUUCGAAGAAGGUAUUGGAUUUGAAUCUGUACAAGAAUUGCAAGGCAAAACUGAGCAAUUGCGACAACUGGUUGAUAAUGGUAAAAAUAUUUUCAUGUCUUGCGUUGAAAAAUCCCAAGCAUUGAAUCUGGCAACAUUCGUUCAAGAAGAAGAAUCAAAGGUGAAUUCAGACACGUCAAAUUCCCCAUCGCCAAUUUCUCCAAGAAAAGAUCAAAUCAUGAAGUCACUGAGACUCGCCACAGAGUUAGGUCUUUUACAGUUCAAGAGACGUUUAAAACUAAACAAAAUUAGCGAUGCCAGAUGCAACGUCAACUUGUCAUCCAAGGUUACCAAAUAUAGACGUCUAAUAGGUAUGACAGUGGAAAAUAUAGAUUCUAAAUUGGAUGAAAUAGAAAUGGAUUUGAGGGCACCCGCAUAG